Aspergillus heteromorphus CBS 117.55 is the source of this 1218-nucleotide messenger RNA. RefSeq lists its product as uncharacterized. Lineage: Eukaryota; Fungi; Ascomycota; Eurotiomycetes; Eurotiales; Aspergillaceae. The record is from RefSeq and is a predicted model, not a curated record. The transcript has 3 exons. Bases 1 to 1218 code for a protein of 405 amino acids.
AUGAUUCUUCAAGAUAUUGUGAUAUUUCUUCUCUAUGUCGGACACCAGUCUCACACCCCAGCGUUCUGGCUCAGAGCCCUGGGAGCGGGCGUGUGUGUUGCACUAUGCACCCUGUUCAUCACUUUCACCAUCUCCCUGCUCCGGGUGCUGCUUGUUUCCCGCCAGUUGGUGUCCCUAUCCGACAAGUCCCAAACAGUCAUCGGGAAACCGCUCUUCUUCCCCUUCACCUUCAACCACCUGCGCUUCACACCCGCAAAAGACCGAUUCAGCAACCGGUUCCUUCUUCUAGGAACCCCAGUAGGACUGCGAUGUCGGAUCGGAAAUAUCCUUGCUGUGGACGACAAGUCUCUUGACUUGGACUGUCCUCCAGGCGAGGGACUCACCUGGAACCGGAUCCUGUCGCAUCUGAGCUGCUGGUUCAGCUCCGAUUCAAAACGCUAUCUUCACCGUGGGAGCCACGAACUUGAUCUCCGCGAGAAGCUUGACGAGUUCUUAAUAUCCCAGAACCAAGACCCCACCCACUGGCCAUACGCCUACCACCUGGGCGUCCCCAAAUUCCUAGGCUGGGCCCGCGGCAUCGUAACAUGGUGGUACCUCUACGACUCUUCCCGUGAACUCGACGCCAUGAUUAUCGAAAUCAACAACUCCUACGACGAGAAACGAAACGUCCUCUUCAAACUCAACCGCGUCUCCGACGCUCCCACCCACCCAUUACAACUCCCCACCUACCUCGACCCCCUCCACCAAGUCCAAUCCUUCCCCUCCAACCCCCAAUCCACAUUCUACAAAGGCAUCUUCACAAAACGCAUCUUCGCCUCCUCCUUCGAGCAGAUGGACAUCCAAGUCACGACGCGAUUCAUGGAUCCCUUACAUCCUGAGUCGUGGAGGCUGAACGCGCCGUUCUCAAAUAUGACGACGCUCGGAGAUGCAGGCGAGGUCAGGAUGACCACGAGAAUGACAUGCGCGGAGAAGCCGAUUGAUCCGACGGAGUUGACGACCUGGGAGUUGUUGGGGUUUCUGUGUCGGUGGACGCUGCCCGGGGUGUUUACGACGUUGUCGAUUGUGUCGACGGCGCUGAGGAUUCGGUUUACCGGGCUGAUGCGCAUGAUGAGUAAACCGCCGGUGAGGACGGGGAGUAUUGGGCGCCAUGUGACGGGGUCGGAGUUAUUCUACCUAACGCAUCUCAUCUCCCUCCACACCCGCCCCCCAUCGAACUAA